AUGACCAGUCUGACGGUUCCCCAAGAUCUUGGGGAGAUUACCCCCGCCUGGUUGACCACGGCGCUGCAUGGCAAAGCGGCCUCAAGCCGCGCCGUCGUGACUGGUUACUCGGCUGAACCCAUCGCCGAGGGGAAGGGGUUUAUGAACCAGGUGGUUCGACUGAGACUCCAUUACGACGAUGAUCCGCUGGACCUCCCUCGCACCAUAAUUGCCAAGCUCCCCUCCGCAGACCCGGCAUUGAGGAUGUUCUCCAACCGGCUGGGACAGGACCGGCGCGAGGUCAGGUUUUAUCAGGAAGUGGCGGCCGACGCCCACCGCAAACCCCGCACAGUUACUACUGUGGAAUAGACUCGGCAACCGGCAACACCAUUCUGCUGCUGGAGGAUUUGAAC
Messenger RNA from Geodia barretti, 392 nucleotides. The record is from the annotation of a GenBank genome assembly. NCBI's taxonomy places the organism in Eukaryota, Metazoa, Porifera, Demospongiae, Tetractinellida, Geodiidae.